UUAUGAAACAGGCCCCUGUCCUGCGUUCCUCUGGUGAUGACGUCACGCGCAGCCAGUAGAAACAUGGCGACGAAGGGUCUCCGUCAGCGCAACAGACGGGGAAGCAAACAAGACGCGAACAACGUGAACAGCACACCUACCGCUGACAACCGUGCAGCAAAAGACGACAAAUAUGUUGAGGACAAUAAGUCCAGUGACCCCCGAAACGAUUUGCUCCCAGAUAAGCACAUUAGCUCCUAUCCCCCGCCUCUCCUUUACAGGUCAUCCAGUAAGGCAGGACAGGUGUGGGCUCCUGAGGGCUCCACGGCCUUCAAGUGCCUGGUUUCAGCCCGCUUCUGUGCUGCGCUACUCAGUAACAUCUCGGACUGUGAUGAAACCUACAAUUACUGGGAGCCAACUCACUACCUGCUGUAUGGAACAGGAAUGCAGACAUGGGAAUAUUCCCCGGCCUAUGCGAUUCGGUCCUAUGCGUAUCUUUGGCUCCAUGCCCUUCCUGCCUGCUUUCAUGCCAAAAUAUUACAAACCAACAAGGUCCUUGUGUUUUAUUUCCUGCGCUGCAUGCUAGCUUUUACCUGCUGUGUGUGUGAGCUCUACUUCUACAAGGCUGUGUGUAAAAAGUUUGGCCUGCAUGUGGGCCGGCUUCUGCUGGCAUUCCUAGUCUUGAGUGCAGGGAUGUUCUGCUCCUCUGCAGCUUUCCUCCCCAGUGCGUUUUGUAUGUACAGUACAGUGGUAGCUAUGACUGGCUGGUUCCAGGGGCGCCCAAGUCUGGCUGUGCUGGGUAUUGCAGCGGGGGCCAUAGUGGGCUGGCCCUUCAGUGCCCUGCUGGGCAUACCCAUUGCCUUUGACCUGCUGUUUCUGAAGAAGAAGUGGAAGAGUUUUAUCACGUGGACUCUGGUGGCGUUGCUCCUCUUUCUGGUCCCUGUUGUUGUAGUAGACAGCUACUACUAUGGAAAGCUGGUGAUUGCUCCUCUGAAUAUAAUACUAUACAACAUGUUCACUCCUCAUGGGCCCGAUCUUUAUGGCACAGAGCCCUGGCAUUACUACUUUGUGAAUGGUUUCCUUAAUUUCAACAUUGUAUUUGUGUUGGCCCUCUUUUCUCUUCCUCUCACGGCACUUAUGGAGGCACUGCUCCAAAGAUUCAAUGUUCAGAACCUCGGCCGGCCAUACUGGUUAACCCUGUCACCUAUGUACCUGUGGAUGCUGGUGUUCUUCACUCGUCCGCAUAAAGAGGAGCGCUUUCUGUUUCCCAUCUACCCUCUCAUCUGUCUGUGCGGGGCAGUGGCUCUAUCAUCACUGCAGAAAUGCUAUCACUUCAUAUUCCAGCGCUACCAUCUGGAGCACUACACCAUCUCAUCCAACUGGCUGGCUCUCGGCUCUGUGCUGCUGUUUGGAGUGCUCUCGCUGUCCCGAUCUGUGGCCCUCUUCAGAGGCUAUCAUGCUCCACUGGAUUUGUAUCCAGAAUUUCAUCGCAUUGCUAAAGAUCCUACAAUCCACACGGUUCCAGAGGGAAGAUUGGUCAAUAUUUGUGUGGGGAAAGAGUGGUACCGCUUCCCUAGCAGCUUUCUGCUGCCCAACAACUGGCACUUACAGUUCAUCCAGUCAGAGUUCAGGGGUCAGUUGCCUAAGCCAUAUGCCAUGGGUCCUGAUGCCACCUGGAUAAUCCCAUCAGACAUGAAUGAUCAGAAUCUUGAGGAGCCGUCACGAUACGUAGAACUGAAGCAGUGUCAUUACCUGGUGGAUCUGGCAACAGAAACAGAAGCCCCUCGUGAACCACGAUAUGCCACUAACAAAGAGGAGUGGAGCAUUAUUGCUGAAAAGCCUUUUUUAGACACUACUAGGUCCUCCAGAUUGCUCAGGGCCUUUUUUAUCCCAUUUCUGUCUGAGCAGUACACCACCUACAACAGAUAUGUCAUCCUCAAACCGAGACGACCCAAACACACCCGGAAAAGAGUGCAAGGCUGACCUGCCGUUCCUGCUAUUUUUCCUUCAGCGCAGUCAAAAAGCUCCUGCAGUGCUUCAUCAUUUGGUCCCAAGGUGUUCCUCCUAAACUCUUUUUGUGCACACACGUGUGUGAUUGUGUUUGUGUGUGUGUGUGAGUGAAUGAAUGUAUGAAUAUGCCAGAGUUUGUUUGACCAUCUUGGCUAUCAAGCAAUGCAGUAUCGGCCUGUUUGUAGACUUCAGUGGUGCUGCCCAUCCUGGACAGUUCCAGCACAGAGCAUGGAUGCCUUACCCAUCUUUCCCGAUAAUCUUCUCUCCAUUCCCUCUGUUCCUUUAUUCCUGCUUGGUCUUCUCUGCGUCUUUCUGAAGCGUUUCAGAAGAUUUCUGUUUAGACGACCCUUUAAGGACUACAGGUCCCUCGUUUGUUAUCACCUCAUCCUUGAUCUGGGACAAUGAACUGUACAUGAACUGAACAUGAGUGCAGACCCAAACCAGAUCUCAUGUGUCAUCAUCUAUCCAUCCAUCCAUCCAUCCAUCCAUCCAGAGCUGAACUUCUGUUCAUUUGUCCUGCCAGCCUCAGCAUCUCAGGAUGAAAGUUGCACCAAAAACUCUCUCGGUGUUCUCCAGCUCCGUCAUCGGUAGAUGUGGACAUUGACUGUGAGGUCAGACUGCAGACCAGGACUAUUGAGUGUUUACAUUCCAAAUCAUGUUUGUCAUCAUAAUCAUAUCAGUGUUAACUGUGAUUGAGUCAAAUAAAAGAAGGUUGUCUUAA
Sinocyclocheilus anshuiensis is the source of this 2710-nucleotide messenger RNA. Its product is annotated as alpha-1,2-mannosyltransferase ALG9-like. Gene Ontology annotation, biological process: protein N-linked glycosylation. Lineage: Eukaryota; Metazoa; Chordata; Actinopteri; Cypriniformes; Cyprinidae. Gene Ontology annotation, cellular component: endoplasmic reticulum membrane. The record is from RefSeq and is a predicted model, not a curated record. The transcript is spliced from 15 exons. The coding region runs from base 37 to 1962 and encodes 641 amino acids. Gene Ontology annotation, molecular function: alpha-1,2-mannosyltransferase activity.